This is a messenger RNA of Caretta caretta (loggerhead turtle), 6695 nucleotides long. It is a transcript of the gene GIT2, whose product is annotated as GIT ArfGAP 2. Gene Ontology annotation, biological process: regulation of G protein-coupled receptor signaling pathway; regulation of ARF protein signal transduction; synaptic vesicle recycling. NCBI's taxonomy places the organism in Eukaryota, Metazoa, Chordata, Testudines, Cheloniidae. Gene Ontology annotation, cellular component: synapse. The record is from RefSeq and is a predicted model, not a curated record. Gene Ontology annotation, molecular function: small GTPase binding; GTPase activator activity.
CGGCCCCCUGCUGGCUGGCGGGGGCGCCGGCGUGGGACCCGUUCGAGCGGCAGGAAGAAGCGGCCCCCGCCCGAGGCUGAGGCAGGCAGGCGGCCGCCGCCCGCGCCGACAUGUCGAAGCGGCUGCGGAGCAGCGAGGUCUGCGCGGACUGCAGCGCUCCGGACCCCUGUUGGGCAUCAGUAAACAGGGGAAUUCUGAUUUGUGAUGAAUGCUGUAGUGUUCAUCGGAGUCUAGGACGUCAUAUCUCGCAAGUGAGGCAUCUUAAACACACACCAUGGCCUCCAACAUUGCUGCAGAUGGUUGAAACACUGUAUAAUAAUGGUGCUAAUUCCAUAUGGGAACAUUCUUUGCUGGACCCUGCAUCUGUUAUGAGCGGAAGGCGCAAAGCUAACCCACAGGAUAAAGUGCAUCCCAACAAAGCGGAAUUCAUUAGAGCUAAAUAUCAAAUGUUAGCAUUUGUUCAUCGCUUGCCAUGCCGAGAAGAUGAUAGUGUUACUGCCAAGGACCUUAGUAAGCAACUCCAUUCCAGUGUGAGGACAGGGAAUCUGGAGACAUGCUUGAGAUUACUCUCUCUAGGAGCUCAGGCCAACUUUUUUCAUCCUGAGAAAGGAAACACCCCGCUUCAUGUUGCUGCCAAAGCAGGACAGAUCUUACAGGCAGAGUUGUUGGCAGUCUAUGGUGCUGAUCCUGGCACACAAGACUCCAGUGGAAAGACUCCAGUGGACUAUGCAAGACAAGGAGGGCACCAUGAAUUGGCAGAGCGCCUUAUAGAAAUACAGUAUGAACUUACUGACAGACUAGCGUUCUAUCUCUGUGGCAGGAAACCAGAUCACAAAAAUGGACAACACUUUAUUAUACCUCAAAUGGCAGACAGCAGUCUAGAUUUGUCUGAAUUGGCAAAAGCAGCUAAGAAGAAGCUUCAGUCUCUAAGUAACCACUUAUUUGAAGAACUUGCCAUGGACGUAUAUGAUGAAGUUGACAGGCGGGAAACGGAUGCAGUUUGGCUUGCUACUCAGAAUCACAGUACACUGGUGACUGAGACAACGCUUGUCCCUUUUCUUCCUGUAAAUCCUGAGUAUUCUUCAACACGGAAUCAGGGAAGACAGAAACUAGCUCGGUUUAAUGCCCAUGAAUUUGCUACACUAGUUAUAGACAUUCUAAGUGAUGCCAAGCGAAGACAACAAGGGAAUCCUGUCACUGGCUCUAAAGAAAAUGUGGAACUGAUAUUGAAAGCUAUUAACAGCCAGCAUAGUAGUGAGAGUCAGGAUAACGACCAGCCCGAUUAUGACAGUGUUGCAUCAGAUGAAGAUACAGAUCUGGAAGCAAAUGCAGCAAAAGCAAAUAGACAGAAGAGCCUGGAUUCAGACUUGUCCGAUGGACCAGUGACAGCACAAGAAUAUAUGCAAGUUAAGAAUGCUUUGGUGGCUUCUGAGGUAAAGAUACAGCAGUUAUUGAAGGUGAACAUCAACCUGAGUGAUGAACUGAGAACCAUGCAGAAAAAGCUUCAAACACUACAGAGUGAAAAUACGAACCUCAGAAGACAGGCCACAACCAAUAUAUAUCAGGUCCAAACUGGUUCUGAAUACGCAGACCCCAACAAUCAUUCUUCUUUAAAGCGGCGACCAUCUACACGAGGUAGCAGACCUAUGUCUAUGUAUGAGACUGGAUCGGGUCAGAAACCCUACCUCCCAAUGGGAGAAGUCACAUAUCCAGAAGAGAGCAUAACAAGACUGCAGCCUUUCCCUCCACAUAUCGGGAGGAGUGCGUUUGUGACCUCCUCUUCAUCUCUGCCUUCCUUCCCCUCCACGCUUUCCUGGUCAAGGGAUGAAAGCACACGAAGGGCAUCGAAAUUAGAGAAACAGAAUAGCAUGCCUGAAAGUGACUAUGAUAACCCCACCCCCAGUUUGGAGCUGGAUGAGACGGGGCCAGGUAGGAAAGGAAGGCAGAGAAGUGUCAUUUGGCAGGGGGAAGGGGCUAUCCCCGAGAACUCGGAUACAGAUGCAACCCCAAGUUCCACUUUGCCCAGUACAGAAGAUGUUAUUCGAAAAACUGAACAGAUCACUAAAAAUAUCCAGGAGCUGCUGCGAGCGGCACAAGAGAAUAAGCAUGACAGUUAUAUACCGUGCUCGGAAAGAAUACAUGUGGCAGUAACAGAAAUGGCAGCCUUGUUCCCAAAAAAACCCAAAUCUGAGCUGGUAAGGACAUCGCUGCGGCUGCUGACAUCGAGUGCCUACAGACUCCAGUCUGAAUGCAAAAAAACCCUGCCCCUAGAGACCUGCCCUACCACGGACAUCCAGCUGGUCACUCAGCAAGUUAUUCAGUGUGCGUAUGACAUUGCCAAGGCUGCUAAACAACUGGUUACCAUCACAACCAAAGAGAACAACAACUGAGUCCUGUCGUGUUUUUUAGUCUUGGUUUUUUAGAGAUUGGAGUUUAAAUUUAGACACACAACUUUUCAAAUUUUUACAAGAAAACUAAGGGGGCAAGUUAAACUUUUUUUAAACUCAGUAUUAUUUUUGCAUGUUUUCUAACAGAACUUUCAAAGAUUAAUUUAACCCACUGCCUUAUUUUUGUGCCUGUGUUGCCAGUUUAAUUACAGAAUAUAGUAUGUUGCAAACAGCUGUUGAUCCAAUAUCACAUACCAACAUUGUAUCAGAGGUUCUUCUAGGCGAUUCCUUGGAGCUGUAUUCUGCUUUCGGAUAUUGCACACGCGCACAAAACUCUCAUUGAAGUCAAAUGCGCAUAUCAAAGGGCAGAAUCUAGCCUUUGGUCUGUACAUCCUUGAACUGCUCUGCAUGGUGAAUCCCCUUCAAUAACAAACUCACUCUCAGCAGGACAGUGGACUGUGAAGGCUCCAGGAGUGUAACUGUUGAACAGUCAGUAGAAUGAAGUUUUAUAUAGUCUUCCUGAGAAUUGAAUACAAAGUUUAUAUUUUCUGUUCCAUAUCAACUGUUGUGCAAUAACAAGUCCUUAGUCUGCUGAAACUGUAGUAGUUGUGGGCAUCCAAACCUAUUAAAUGUUUCUUUGUCACUUUUAUCUAUUUUGGAAGGAAGCAUGAGAUUUAGUUUCUUUUAGUUGUCACUAUGCCACUAGUCUAUACAUUGGAUGUUACUUUAGAAAGGCAUUAGUGGUUAAAACCCAUCAUUUUCCUUUCUCUAAAAAACCCCUUCUGAAGUUUCCCACAGCAUUUAUUCCCAUUUUAGUGUCCUCUUUUUAAGGCUUUAAGUCUUGUUUGCAGCAGUAUUGUUGUUUAAUAUCUUUUUAGAUGCAGUUUCACUAAAGAGUUCUGUGAUUUCUUUAGAAUGGAAGAUAAGAGGGCCAGUUCAAAAGAAGCCAUGCCUGACACGGUACAUCAUAUCUAUACCUCACUGUAGUGGAAUGUGAAAAAUACACUUUUUAUAUAGUACCUCUCAUGCAAAGCUUCCAAAAACUACAAACUAUAUACAGACUGACACCUUCUUAAGGGUCACCUUCAAUACACAACCCACCACGUGCUAACCAACCACUUUAAUGUAUUCCCUACCCAAGUUCCAGUACCUUUUUCUUUAAAGAUCAUGGGUAAGAUUUUCAAAAGCACCGGAAUUCUCAUUUUCAAAGGUGACACGGGUACUUAAAGAGCCAGAGUCUUACUGAAAGUCAGUGAGACUUGGGUCCUAAGUGCCGGUCACCUUUGAAAAUGUGGACUUAAACGCCUAAGUCAAGCUCUUUGAAAAACAUUAACUCAUGCCUACGAAGUGACUUGUUUUGAUGAUCCCUUCAAGCACUGUUCUACUUGAAAGUGAACCUAUAAAAAUGAGAUUCAGAGAUUCCAAUCUGGCUACAAACAAUUUGUUCAGUUCCUAUAUAAAAAGAUGUUUUUCCUGUCUACCCACCAGUCCUACAACCUGCCCCGGAGAGCUGAAUGUCAGCUGUUCAGAUUCGUACGUAAUCAGUAAUGAAGAUUCAGAGGUGCUCAAUGACACCUGUACAGUAGUAAUAUCUGCAGUGAGUUAAACCACGGAGGGCAGAAUUUGGUCUUGCAGUGGGAACUUCAUUGACGGUCAUGUUUUGUGAUUCCCUGUAGCUGUGCAGAUGCUGUUGAGCUAAAAGGAAGUAGCUGAAUUAUUUUUGUUGUCGAAGUGAGAAGACUCUGAAUGCAAAGAGGGAGCAGAUAUGUUGUAGUUCUUAUUUUUUCUAACUAUAACAACACUUAACGUAGCUAUUUCCCAGUGAUGCUAAACCAUCACAUAAUGACUGGAUUAUAAACCCUGGAUGUUAUACAUAUUUAUAUACAUAUAAAAACAUGAGGAAGUUUGAACUCUGAAGGCAUGGGUUUUCCACCAGGCUAACCACCUUCCCUUCUUAUAAAAUACUCAUACAAUUCAUAGUUUCCUCUGGAGGCCCCAAAAACCAUAGGACCACACGCAUGCAGUUUGCCAUGUUAGUCUACUCGUGUUACUGUUCAAGGGUGAGAUUACAGGAAAACUGGUCGAGACUCCACAUAUAGUGUUUUGUCUGAAUAUAUAAAUGCAAAAUUUAUUUUUCACAUAAAUGUUUGAUUCAGAAACACUCAAUUGUAGGAGGCUGUCUACUGUUCCGUAAGCAGAAUCUGCAGUGUUUAGUUUGCUAAAUCAUGAUUCUUUAGGUUGGUUUUUUGGUGAUAAAAAUUUGCUCUGUUUUAGGUUAACAAACAAAAAUUAAACCUUCAGAGGUUUCUUCCUUUUAAAAUUGUGUGUUUGUAUGUAUAUAUAAACACAGAAUAAGUGCCAUAAUAUUUGUUGGAUGCUGAUGUUGUAAUUAACUGCCUUUUUUAAAAUAUUGUACAAUUUUGGGGUUAAAAGCAAGUAGGUAAGGGAUAAUCCUGUUGCAGUCUGAUUCAUAAAUAAUUUAUCCUGUCCCCUCUCCCGUAUCUAGCACUGUCUCUAAGCAUCUGGAAAUGCAUUUAGACAAGGCUGUAAUUUGAAUUGUAGAGAAGUAUUUUUGAAACCUAUUACCAAAAUUCAACCAUUCGUAAUGCAUUGUAUGAAAUAGAAUAACUCCACUUAAGAACUUCUUUGAACCAGCACAGUAGGAACAUGAAGCAUGCUAUUUGCUAGGUAUCCAUCAGGACAUCACUACACAUGGUUUUUACAUAUCCUGUGUGGGAAGCAGAGCAUUCUCAUGUUUCCUAAAAUUUUAUUUGAGGAUAUCAACUUUUUUAAAAAGCUUGCUCAGUGCCAAAACUGGGAAAGUCCCUUCAGAUGAAUAACUGUACAUCUUUCCUUUGUUGAUGGCAGGUUUUGCAAGUACCCGAUUCAAUUAGACUCUGGCAUGAAGAGCUGUACAAGUGUGGCUAAAAUGUCACCCACUUCACAUUAUGUAUCUAGAGUUUUUUUAAAUGUCUAACAUAAGUUUUAUGGUCCUGUUGGUAAACUGCACCUUGUCUAAAUAGUUCUGUUCUACUUACUUACUUAGUCAUAGUAGCAAGUUAUUGCACUAAGCAGUUAUACAUCUGGUGUGAUAUCUGCAGUAUUCUUAUUAUGGUACUUUCUUUCAAGAAGCCCGUAGGACAGAGGUGCACUUUAUGGAAAUGGCACUUGGAGCGAAAGCUGACUCCACUCCAACCAAACCCUGGUUAACUCAAUGUAUUAAUCUACUCCACCCAUUGUUGGUGUUUGCCAAAGUCAUAAAUGGGGCCCAAAGCUUGUUUAGCAUUACGCUUUGGACUGUGUGGAUAUGUCUACGCUGCACUGUACGCCAAGGGUUUGAGCUCAGACUCAAGCCUAACCCCAUGCGUGUCUAUACACAAAUUGCGCUAGCCAAGGGUUCCAGAACCCCGGGGGGGGUGGAGGCAAGCCAGGAUCCAGCAUUCAAGCCCUACUGCUUUGCAGAGUAGGCUCCACCAUACUGGACUUGGGCUCUGGAGUCUGCCAAAAGUAUCCCAUGGGCUGACUUUCAUUUUCCUCUGGACAGUCAAGUUUCCCCACACUGCAUCAUGAACAAAGGGCUAGAGUCACCACCUUUUGGAGGGUGCUAGGACUCUGAACCGCAUUAUGCGGCAUAGGUGCUAGAGCCCCCUGUUGGGACCCAGCAUUCAACCAUUCCUAACCUAUGGUUACAGAUAAGUGUAGAUGCUCAGGGUAUGUCUACACUGUGAUGAAACCAUCUCCAGCUGGCCUGUAUCAGCUGACUCAGGCUCACAGGGCAGAGUCCCAGAGCCUGGGCUUCAGCUCAAGCCUGGAUAUCUACACUGCAAUGUUUGUGGCCCUGCAGAGCUGACAAUGGCCAGUGUGGGUGUUUUAUUGCAGUGUAGACACAUCCUCAAGCCCUAGGUUAAUGAACCCAGAGUCUACUAACUUGAGUUCUGCCAACCCUGGUCUUACAUUGCCGUGUAGACAUGCUCUGAAUGGCUGCAGGGCAGGAGCUAUUAAAAUACCUGGAGUAGUUUAGGUGCAAAAAGAUGUGGGUUUUUUCCUGUGGCUGGAACCCCACUUUCAAAUAACUUGUAUGUUUUUCCCCUCUUGGUCUUACAGAAAUGUAAUCCUUUCUCUAAGAAAAUGCUGCACAGGAAAGUGAAAAUGCCUUUUUAUGAACUUGUAUUUCUGUCCAUUUUGUACUCAUGAUUUAGCCUUUAAUGUUUACUGUAUUACAUACAAUUACUGUACAACCCUUAAGUGUUAUAAAAUUGUUUGGGAUUAUUUGCCUGCUACUUAUGCAAUAAACAGGCUUUUAAAGUG